Molecule: messenger RNA, 995 nt
Organism: Amborella trichopoda
Lineage: Eukaryota; Viridiplantae; Streptophyta; Magnoliopsida; Amborellales; Amborellaceae
Product: RmlC-like cupins superfamily protein
Molecular function (GO): manganese ion binding
Source: RefSeq, a predicted model, not a curated record
UCAAUGGCAGGUUAGAUGCAUGACACAUCUGAAAGCGGCUCGAAAAGGAUGAGGGGCUUCAAUCAUUGUUUCUCUUUCUUCCUCUCUAUCUCCAUUUGUAUGAAAUUUAUUACUAUACCAUGCAAUGGAGACCAAAAUCCUCUUCAAGACCUCUGCCCAACAUUGAUGCCCAACCAAUCUAUAUUUAUUAAUGGCCAUUUUUGCAAGGCUCCAACCACUGUUUUAGCAUCAGAUUUCAAGAGUUCUAAGCUUAACGAAGCAGGAGACACUGAUAAUUAUGUUGGAUCUUCAGUAAAUCUCUUAACUGCUGAAGUUUUCUCAGGGCUUAACACACAGGGCUUAUCGAUAGCUAGGAUAGAUUAUUCCAUUUAUGGAAUGGUUACACCCCAUGUUCACCCUAGGGCCUCUGAGAUGCUCUAUGUGAUCGACGGCAUAAUUAUCGCUGGAUUUGUGGCCAAAAACAAAGUUUUUCAGCAAAUUCUCAAGCAAGGGGACGUGUUUGUGUACCCAAGGGGUCUGUUGCACUUCAGUGUAAAUGCUGGGUUUGGACCUGCGACUUCUAUAUCGGUGUUUAAUUGCCAAAAUCCUGGGGUUGUGAGCUUUAGUGAUGGUAUAUUUAUGUCAGAUUCUGGUUUGUUAGAGAGAGUGGUUAGGAGGUCUUUCGGACUCUCGGCAUUGGAGAUUGGGCAUGCAAGGAAUGUGACCAGGGGUGUGCAUUGAUAAAUUUUGCAUUGUGCAGGGGUUUCGUUAUCACUUGAUGGUUGAAUGAUCGAAGUAUUUGCCCAUAACUUGUGUGAAAGAUAUGUUUAUCUAUAUAACAAUACAGUAAAGAUUGUUGGUUUGGUGAAUUUUAUUUUCAGGGCGGUUAUCAGGGACUCGAAAUUUGCAGUUCAGUGAGGUCGCCCUUGCGCUUGUAGCUUUAAGCCAAGAGGCAAAACUCCGGGUUUGUAAAAUUUCAUCAUGAAACCUGGCUCUUGGCUUAAUUCAUCAUGAAA